AUGGCUGUGGCAAACGCGAAACAAACUGUCCUAAAUCCGGUGAUUCCGUUCACUGGGGCCAUACCUGGGGGCCUACACCCUGGCGAGAUAGUCAUUAUCCAGGGCACUGUUCACAAUGAUGCGGACAGGUUCCAGAUGGACCUGUCCUGUGGCAGCAGUACUAAACCUCGUGCGGACAUCGCCUUCCACUUCAACCCCCGUUUUAAGGGUUCCCCGUGCGUGGUGUGUAACUCCCUGGUGCAGGAGAGUUGGGGCAGGGAGGAGACCCUUCAGCAGCUGCCCUACAGACAGGGAGCAGCCUUCGAGACGAUCAUCCUGGUCCAUGAUGACGUCUUUAAGGUGGCAGUAAAUGGUUCUCAUUUGUUAGAAUACAAGCACAGAAUCCCACUGGACAGGAUUGACACACUUUCUAUAUGUGGGAAAGUUAAGGUGCACGCCCUUGGCUUUAUACCAAACUCAGCAAUAUAUUCAAUAUCAGGCGAAUCAGGUGACCUGAGUCUCCCUUACAAAGGCAGUCUACUGAAAGGGGUGAGUCCAGGACAGCACAUCACAAUCAAGGGACAGGUCAGCAUGUACCCACACAGCUUCACUGUGAACCUCCGCAACAGCAGCAGUGAGAACAUCGCUCUGCACCUGAACCCCCGGAUGAAGUCGGCCAUGGUCAUCAGGAACUCCUACCUGAGUGAGUCCUGGGGACCAGAGGAGAGGGAGCUUCCCCUCUUCCCAUUCUCACCUGGGGAGUACUUUGAGAUGCUUAUCCUCUGCCAGCCCCACCAGUUCAAGCUGGCGGUGAACGGCUCUCACCUGCUGGACUACAGGCAUCGGGUGCAGGACCUGAGCACCAUCAACCAGCUGGAGAUCAUGGGAGACCUGGAGCUGAUGGAUGUCAAGCUGUGGUGA
Salvelinus namaycush (lake trout) is the source of this 900-nucleotide messenger RNA. RefSeq names its product galectin-8-like. The transcript has 8 exons. NCBI's taxonomy places the organism in Eukaryota, Metazoa, Chordata, Actinopteri, Salmoniformes, Salmonidae. The coding region runs from base 1 to 900 and encodes 299 amino acids. The record is from RefSeq and is a predicted model, not a curated record. Gene Ontology annotation, molecular function: carbohydrate binding.